Molecule: messenger RNA, 8025 nt
Organism: Aplosporella prunicola CBS 121167
Lineage: Eukaryota; Fungi; Ascomycota; Dothideomycetes; Botryosphaeriales; Aplosporellaceae
Exons: 3
Coding region: 16-7803 (2595 amino acids)
Biological process (GO): fatty acid biosynthetic process; secondary metabolite biosynthetic process
Molecular function (GO): fatty acid synthase activity; hydrolase activity; phosphopantetheine binding
Source: RefSeq, a predicted model, not a curated record
AGUCUUUGUUCCCUGAUGGAUCUCCCAAGCCUUAUUAUUUUCGGGCCACAGACGGCAUGGCCUGCAGCCGAAGAACUUUCCCGGCUCCGAACGCUGCUCAACGAACCAUACCUCCGACCCUUGUCAGAGGCAGUCCAGCAACUCCCGGGGUUUUGGAAUACUCUCGUCGAAGCCGAACCUCUCCUUGCCCAGGUUCCAGGUGCGCGUCUUCUCAAACGACUCAAAGACUGGUUAAUCUACGAUGAACCUGUUUCACGGGAUGACACCACGCUCAACACACUGGUUACUCCCAUGACUGUUCUUAUUCAUAGCAUACAAUAUCUGCAUUACACCCACUCUAAGGCUCCCCUUCAUGGUCACCGACGCCUCAUUGAGAGUUUGGCGAGCUCUGGUUCACAAGGUUUCUGUACUGGCUUCUUGACUGCCGCAUCUCUUGCAUGUGCAAAGUCAGAAGCCGACUUUUGCCGUCUUACCACAAUCUCCUUACGCAUCGCGGUAUGCAUUGGUGCGGUCGUGGACUUGGACGGACCGUUUGCCUCGGAACCUGGCAAGACCAGCUGCCUUGCUGUAAGAUGGAAACCAGAAACGGGUGUGCCCAAUCUUGAGGAGAUGAUGGAGCCUUGGCCUAAUGCAUAUGUGUCUGUAAUUUCAGAUUCAGAGGCCGCCACCAUUACAGCGCCAAAGGCAGAUGCUGCGGCGCUUCAUGCGCACCUUUUGGCGACAGGAUUCAGUGUUAAGGAAAUCCCCUUAACGGGCCGCUUCCAUAUUGCCGCACACCAGUCUUCGGCGCAAACCCUCAAAAAGCUGUGUCUGGCUAUAGAAGAGCUUCAACUACCUUCUGCCGAGGACCUUGUUCUGCCAUUGCGAUCAAACAUUGACGGUGAAGUCAUUGUAUCUGGUUCUCUCUCAGAUAUUGCCAUUGACUCCUUGUUAUGCCAUCAAUCUCAGUGGCACUUGACCAUCUCGAAGGCUAUCACCAAACUUGGAAACCAAGGUCAAUCACUUGUACUCACGGCGGGAUUUUCGGAGUGUUUACCACGGUCGACGCAUCGAGCACCUAACCUCAAAAUUCAGCCGCUUGCCAAUGGUAGCGCAUCGGACCAAAUGCCAGCCGUUUCAGAUGAAGCCGUUGCUAUAGUCGGAAUGGCUUGUAGGUUUCCCGGAGCCGAUUCACUUGAAGAAUACUGGAACAUCAUCGAAGCUGGAAAAUCCAUGUCUCGAGAAUUUCCGGAGGACAGAUUCUCUCCGAAAAGCCUCCUCCGGCACACCGGUAUGAAGGGACCGUACUGGGGCAACUUCAUGAACGACCCCGCGGUAUUUGACCAUCGCUUCUUCAAAAAGUCUUCAAGAGAAGCCAUGUCGAUGGAUCCUCAACAGAGACUACUUCUCCAAGUCGCUUAUGAAGCGCUGGAAGAGUCUGGCUACCUGGGAAAAAACAGCAAUACUCGAGACAUCGGGUGCUACAUUGGUGUUGGAUCAGUUGAUUAUGAAGACAAUGUGGGAUCUCAUCAACCCACUGCAUUUUCUGCUCUAGGAACGCUCCGUGCGUUCGUGAGUGGCAAGGUCAGCCACCACUUCGGUUGGACCGGGCCUUCAGUAACUUAUGACACUGCUUGUUCCUCAUCUGCCGUCGCGAUACACUCCGCCUGUAGAGCAAUUGCGACGGGCGAAUGUUCCAUGGCAUUGGCAGGAGGUGUCAAUGUCAUCACGAGCCCUAAUCUGUACCAAAACCUAGGUGCUGCAUCAUUCCUUAGUCCAACAGGUGCCUCGAGAGCUUUUGAUGCUCAAGCAGAUGGCUACUGUCGUGGUGAGGGUGUGGGUGCCGUGGUAUUGAAGAAGUUGCCUUCUGCAAUCGCUGAGGGAGACAACAUCCUGGCAGUCAUCUCGGGUUCCGCGGUAGGACAAAACGAAAACUGUACGCCCAUUACAGUGCCACACGCUUCAUCGCAAGCCGAGUUGUACAAGAAAGCCUUGGAUCGUGCGGGUAUCCGACCAGAGCAAGUUACAUACGUCGAAGCUCAUGGAACCGGAACGCCUGUUGGUGAUCCGAUUGAAUGCUCGAGCAUCCGUCAGCUGUUCGGAGGGCCACAGCGAUCGCAUAUGCUGCACUUGGGCUCGGUGAAAGGGAACAUUGGCCACACUGAGGCUGCAUCGGGUAUCGCUGCACUUAUCAAGGUGGUGCUAAUGAUCCAGCGUGGUGUCAUUCCAAGACAAGCAAAUUUCAAGACCUUAAAUCCGAGGAUUCCGCCACUGCACCCUGACCGCAUGGCCGUACCAGCCACCAGCCAGGAGUGGAACGCAAGCUACAAAGUAGCAUGUGUCAACAACUACGGAGCAGCGGGGAGCAACGCAUCUUUGGUUGUGUCUCAGCUGAAUGCCAACCAGAUUGAGAGAAAAGCGAAUGUUCCAUUGGAUUCUUAUCCUAUCAUCCUGACCGCACACACUACUUCCAGCUUUCAAAGUCGGUGUAGGAGUAUCAAGAACUUUAUACUCCGCAUGAAAUAUAACGUUCCUGCGACGCGACUCCUAGCUUCGACCUCCCACACUUUGGCUGCCAAGCAGAACCGCGACCUGAAAUUUACCUUCGCCACGAAAGCGGAUGAUUUAGAUGACCUUGUUCAAAAGCUCGAGCUGUGUGCGAAUGGUGCUACAUCGCCUCUUUCAACACCACAAAGGAAACCCGUUGUGCUCGCCUUCGGAGGUCAGACGGGGAAGGCCGCUACGCUCUCCAAACAAGUGUACGACUCCUCCGCAAUCCUAAAGAAACACCUCGACCAAUGCGAUGUGGUCUUCCAGUCUAUGACGGGGAAAAGCCUUUACCCUGAUAUAUUCCAAGCCUCAACGGAGCAAAUCGUCAGCCAGCAUGGCAUGCUUUUCUCCUUGCAGUAUUCAUGCGCAAAGGCGUGGAUCGAAUGCGGCCUACAGGUGGAUGCUGUAGUUGGUCACAGCUUCGGCCAGCUGACAGCCCUGUGCAUCUCCGGCGUGCUUUCCUUGGAAGAUGGAUUGAAAUUCGUCCUUGGCCGAGCCCGUUGCAUAGAAGAGCUAUGGGGCAAUGAAAAGGGUGCUAUGCUGUCUGUGGAAGCUGACGCCGAUACUGUUUCGAAGCUGAUAUCUCUCUCUAAUACACUGGGACACGAAAAUAAGGUCGAGGUCGCCUGCUACAAUGCAACAUCGAGCCAUGUUCUCGUUGGCAGCGAGGCGUCGAUACAGUCGCUCGAGGACGCUAUCAUCAACCGACGGUCUUCUUUGGGAAUGAUCAAGACAAAGAGGCUGGACGUUCCGCGCGGUUACCAUUCACAAUUCCUGGACAGUCUUUUACCGGAAUUGGAAGCCUUGGCUGCGCAGUUAACUUUCAAUUCUCCAGCCAUUCCAUUGGAAACAUGCUCCGAGGGGCAAUCAUGGCCUACGGUUACGCCUCGCCUCCUGGCGGAGCAGUCACGGAGACCAGUCUUCUUCUCGGAUGCCGUGGGUAGAAUUCAGGAGCGGUUAGGUGCCUGUUACUGGCUUGAAGCGGGGUCUGGAUCGCCAAUUAUUGCCAUGACCCGUCGUGCAUUGGGCCAAUCUUCGACAACCCAUACUUUCCAGAGUCUUGAUCUGGCGGGAUCAAAGGCUACAGCAGCUCUUGUUGACAGCACAGUCGGUCUUUGGAAUACGGGCAACAAUGUGCAUUUCUGGCCAUACCAUGGAAACACGGCCCUGGAUUUGCCUUCGUAUCAGCUCCCUCCGUACCAAUUUGAAAAGUCCCGUCACUGGCUGGAAUACAAGGAAAGCUUCGAUGAAGGCACCAAACUAACCAAACCAGCCGUCAAAGAGGAACCCAGACUGCUGAAAUUGGUCCAAAUCGAGAGCACUGGACGAAAAACUGCUACUUUCUCUGUCGACCCUCAAAGCAAGGAAUUUGUUCUCUACGUCUCAGGCCAUGCUGUCCUCGGCAAAAACCUCUGUCCUGCAUCAUUGUACAUUGAAUUGGCAGCCCGAGCAGCGGAGCUGUUGGUUAAGAAGACCGAUGAUGACAGUAACAUACCAUCAGUUCAGGACCUUGAAAUUCUGUCCCCUCUGGGAAUUGAUGCAAGCCGAGUCAUUAAUCUCUGCCUCAGUCCGGAUGAGCGCAAUCCCAGAAAGUGGACAUUUGUUCUCCAAAGUCAUCCAUCGGCUGCGUCAUCGCAAGUGUCGAAGCAUGCUUCUGGUAGAAUUGAACUGCGGACUCCUUCCAACACUAGGCUAAGCGCCGAGUUCGCUCGCUACGCUCGAUUGAUCGGGCCUGAUCGAUGUCAAGCGCUGCUGUCAAGUCCCAAAGCACAAGCGAUGCAGGGCUCGGUCAUCUACAAGCUUUUUGGAGAAAUUGUCAACUACAGUGACUACUACCGCGGAGUCCAAUCCAUAUCAUCCCAAAUGGAUGAGGUAGCCGGCACUGUCUCUAUAGCGAGCGAACAGCCAGGACUCCCCCGAACGGUUUCUGACCCCAUCGCUGUCGACAAUUUCAUUCAGGUGGCUGGUAUUCACGCCAACAUCAUGCAAAACAACAUUGACGGGGAAGUUCUGGUUUGCACAAAGAUCGAACAGAUCCAACCUGGGCCUGCGUUCCGACACAAAGAAGCAGUUACGGGUUCCUGGACUGUAUACGCGAGCUUUGCCGAGACGACGGGGAAGACAAUGGUCAAUGACAUCUUUGUCUUUGACAACACCAGCAAGACAAUGGUUAUGACAAUCACUGGCGUCCACUUCACCAGAGUGCUUACCAGUUCAUUGUCAAAAGUCCUUUCGAAGGUGAAUGCAUCUUCAGAAAGAGAACCUAGCAUUGGUCUCGAGAAACCGGCCACGGUUCGCAGCACUAAUCGCAAAACAUACAAGAAGGAAGACGCCCCAGCAUUCAUCAAAGAACCAAAGCGUACCGUCGCACCAGCGAUGCCGGGACGAUCUGUGGAGUCGGAAGUCAGCGCGAUGUUGAGCGAAAUGGCGGACCUGGACCCCAAGGAUAUCACCAUGCGAGCUACCCUCGACGACCUCGGGAUCGAUUCCUUAAUGGUUACCGAACUCUUGGCUGAGCUAAAGAAACACUUUAGUGUUGAUUUGACCUCGGGAGAGCUCCAAAGCAUGAGGGACAUUGGAUCAAUUUGUGAAUACCUGCAGUCCAAGUCAGGACUUGACUCUCCAGACCUAUCUCUUAGCGACUCUGAAAGUUCUACGGAUAUCUCCAGCGUAUCUGAACUCGAGGUUCCGAGGACUGCAAAACUAAGGGCCAAUUCAUAUCCCUCAAGCACUGCCCUGCACGCAAAGCUUUCAAAGCUUGUUGCGGACCACUUGGAAAUGGACGAUAUAACCGGAGACACAAAGCUGUGUGAUGCUGGGCUUGAUUCCUUACUUAGUAUGGAAGUCAGCAGCGAUAUCGAAAAAGCUUUUGGGGUUAAGGUUGAUCCGACAAGCUUCACUCCCGACUUGACCAUGGAGUCGCUUGCCAAGAUAGUCAUACCGCAAGGGGAAGGGCGCCAAGAGUGGGACGAGCUUUCUACGCCGGGGACUUCUCCUUUGACAAUGACACCGCAGGAAAUGAGUGAUGUACCAAUCGCUGACACUAAUAUUAGCGACAGCAAACUGCCAAGCAGUCCUCACCUCUCUUUCUCUAGUCUGGCUGCCGAAUGCUUCAAUGAUGUCCGGGACACGUACGAUCAAUUUGCGGCAGAAACGCAAUUCCUUGGCUUCCGCAAGGAUGUAUACCCACGUCAAGCAGAGCUGGUGGCAGCGUACGUCAUUGAAGCUUUUGAAAGACUUGGUUGUUCGCUCGCAUACGCCAAAUUCGGGGAGUUAUUGCCGUCUCCUUCGUACAACCCCAAGCACAGCAAGGUCGUGCAACAAUACUGGCGCCUUCUGGAAGAGUCUUCUUUUGUCAAAAGACAAGAAUCUGGAAUAGUCAGAACGUCCAAAGCCGUCCCGUCGGAAAGAGCAGCAAUCCUACACGAAAGAAUUCUGCGCGACUUCCCUCAACACCUGUCGGAGCACAAGCUUCUCAAUGUUACCGGCUCGAAGCUCGCAGAUUGCCUCCGCGGUACCGUUGAUCCAAUCCAUCUCAUCUUUGGAAACAAAGACAGCAAAGUUCUACUGGAGGAUGUGUAUACAAAUGCUCCAAUGUUCUCCGCCGGAACCAAAUUGCUGGCAAACUUCCUUGGAAGGCUCUUGACGAGCUGUUCUGGCUCAGAGUGCCGUAUUCUCGAGCUCGGAGCCGGCACCGGCGGGACUACAAAGCACAUUGUCGAACAAUUGUCUCGUAAGGGAGUGCCUUUCACGUACACCUUCUCCGACCUCUCGCCAUCCCUCGUUGCCGCAGCAAAGAGGAAGUUUUCGGGCAACAGCUCCAUGAAAUACAUGGUCCUGGAUGUUGAGAAAGCUCCCCCGACAGAUGUUUUGGGCCAGUACGACAUCGUCAUCUCCACCAACUGCAUCCAUGCCACGAGAGAUUUGGUCAAUUCCACUACUCACAUCCGGGAGCUUCUGAAGCCAGAUGGAAUACUUUGCCUUGUUGAGCUUACUCGAAACCUGUACUGGUUCGACCUCGUCUUCGGCCUACUUGAAGGGUGGUGGCUGUUUUCGGAUGGCCGGAAGCACGUUCUCGCAGAGGAAAGCUUGUGGCAGAAGGACCUGACAAGUGCAGGGUUCGCACAUGUCGAUUGGAGCGUUGGAGAUUCUGAGGAGUCUGACCAACUGCGUGUCAUCAUGGGUUGCGCUUCGAAGCCCUCCAACCUUGAGGAUUUACCCGAACCAACACAGCCAGGACAGACUACGGCUUACCCACUGACGGAAACAAUUGUAUUCAAGCAAGCAGAGGGCAUCUCGCUCGAGGCGGAUGUGUAUUAUCCGGAGAGUAUUGACUUGGUCGGAAGGAAAAGACCCAUUGCUUUGAUGAUCCACGGAGGUGGGCACAUUAUGCUUUCCAGGAAAGAUCUCAGGCCAAAGCAAAUCCAGUUGAUGAUCGAAAAGGGUUUCCUUCCGGUGAGCGUCGACUACCGGCUCUGUCCAGAGGUGACCCUGCAAGACGGCCCCAUUGUGGACGUUCGGGAUGCACUGGCUUGGGCAAGACACACUCUUCCGACCCGGAAGUUGCAGCGUCCAGACGUCACGCCGAACGGUGAUUCCGUUGUGGCUGUGGGCUGGUCAACCGGAGGCACGCUAGCCAUGUCCCUUGCCUGGACUACUCUAGAGCGAGGGAUCAAGCCACCAGAGGCUGUACUCGCCUUCUACUGUCCCACCGACUACGAAUCGGACUUUUGGAAACAACCCAACAUUCCCAAAGGCUCGGAGGAGGCAGCCCAGAUGGAGUAUGACCCUUUUGAAGGGCUCCAAGACCAGCCACUCACAGCCUACAACGUGCCUCGUAACAAAAGGGCCAAAGAUGGCUGGCUUUGUACCUCUGAUCCCAGGUCGAGGAUCGCCUUGCACAUGAACUGGAAGGGCCAGACACUACCGAUCCUCAUCAACGGCUUGAACAAGUCCGACGAGGAUCGCAACACGGCUGAGAUGCCAACUCCUGAUCAGAUAAAGCGUAUAAGUCCUCUUGCCCAGAUCCGCAAAGGGACUUAUCGCACCCCGACCUAUCUCAUUCAUCCAACCAAUGACGAUCUGAUCCCUUGGCAACAAUCUCAACAAGCGUACGAAGCACUGCGAUCCAGCGGUGUUGACGCUGAGAUCUCUCUCGUUGAAGGAAGAAACCAUCUAUUCGAUCUUUCCCGGAGCCUGGAUGAGGCGGCGUGGGAUGUUGUCAAUUCUGGCUACGAAUUCUUGCGUUGCAAAGUGCUUGCCGGUGGCGUUUAAUAGGCGUCUCCGUUAUCACACUAUCCAUUCUUUUUGUUCAUGUUGCAAUAGGAGGAUGUCACGUCUAGAUGGUACAUCUCGCACAUUAUCAAUUUCGCAGUUGGUAGAAAGGUUAAACAAUCUUUAGCUCACUCCUUGGUCUAAAGAAUAAUAAAUCACAUUUAGUGGGUUUUUGGUGUUUAGAAAUAUUAACUUAGGUUGGGUUUAAUAUCUAGUAGACGU